AUGACUACAGCACGAGCCAUUGUUUCGCGAGCGCCGUUGAACGACGGCGGUUGGAAGAUCGAAGAUGUGAAGGUGCGGGACGUGGGCGACGACGAGCUUCUGGUGCGCAUCGUCGCGUCGGGAAUCUGCCACACCGACCUCGUGUUCGGUGGGUUGAAAGAGGGGCCGGGCGUCAUAUACCCCUCGGUGAAGGGGCAUGAAGGCGCCGGAUACGUCGAGAAAGUCGGCAAGAAUGUCUCCGUCGCUGCCCCCGGCGAUCCAGUCCUGCUAUCAUUCACUUUCUGCGAUAGUUGCCAGAUUUGCAAGGACGGCCACCCGGCCCACUGCGUGCGUUUCGGCGAGCUCAAUUUCGGCGGUUGCCCUUGCUUCCAGUCGUCAUCUUCAUCGUCCUCUUCGUCUACCACAACCCCAGACCUCCAGGGCAGCUUCUUCGGCCAAUCUAGCUUCGCCAGCCGUACAGUUGUCAGGUCGACGUCGGUCGUCAACGUUAAGGGGUUGGUGCGAGACGAUGAAGAGCUUAAACUUUUCUCGCCGCUGGGCUGCGGCAUUCAGACGGGCAGCGGGACGGUCGUGAACAUCGCCCAAGCAGGGCCGCAAGACACGGUUACGGUACUGGGGCUGGGCGGUGUUGGGCUGAGCGCCAUCAUGGCCGCCAAGCUCCGUGGCUGCAAGACCAUCAUAGGCAUCGACAAGAUGUCCGACCGCGAAGCCAUCGCACGAGAACUCGGCGCGACGCACUUCAUCGACACGUCCAAGCUCGCCGACCUCAUCGACAUCGUGCCUGCCGUGCUGGACGUGACCGAAGGCUACGGCACCUCCAUCACCGUCGACACGACCGGCUUCCUGCCGCUGAUCCAGCGCGCCAUGGACUUCACUCGCAUCAAGGGCAAGCUCAUCCAGGUCGGCUCCACUCCGUUCGACGCGAAGCUCGACAUCCACAUCUUCCAGUUUAUGGUUGGCGGCAAGCAGUAUAUCGGCGCGGUUGAGGGCGACGUCGUGCCGGCGAAGUAUGUGCCGCAGAUGAUUGAGUGGUACCGUGCAGGCAAGUUCCCUGUGGACAAGCUGGUCAAGUUCUACAAGGCGGAUGAGUGGGAGAAGGCGGUGGAUGAUAUGCAUCAUGGCCAUACUGUUAAGGCGGUGAUUACGUGGUAA
Molecule: messenger RNA, 1152 nt
Organism: Lasiodiplodia theobromae
Lineage: Eukaryota; Fungi; Ascomycota; Dothideomycetes; Botryosphaeriales; Botryosphaeriaceae
Product: alcohol dehydrogenase
Exons: 3
Coding region: 1-1152 (383 amino acids)
Molecular function (GO): zinc ion binding; oxidoreductase activity
Source: RefSeq, a predicted model, not a curated record